AUGCCGACCUUGGCUUCCAUGGCGACUCCAGAAGAAGGGCCGGUUCCUUUCGAGGACGCCCUUGUUGUUAUAGGCACAAACCUCCUCUCCUCGUCGCAGCAUCGCGAGGAAGAGCAUGCCGACCUUGUCGCCACCCUGCCGAGCGCGCUGGAGGCCAACGGUGUCAAGAAGCUCCGUCUUUACCAGGGCUUCUGGCUACGGGAUAUCCACGUCCCGGCGGUCAUCGCCCUCCAGCGGCGAUUUCAGCCCCGCCACGACGACGUCAUUGUGGCCAGCUUUCCCAAGUGCGGCACCACGUGGCUCAACGCCUUGACCUUCGCGACGAUGGCACGCAGGGCAUACCCUCCCGCCGGCGCCGACCACCCGCUCCGCCGCCUGAACCCGCACCAGUGCCUCCCUUUCCUGGAGGGCCUCUUCCAGGGCGGCCGGGAGGCCGAGCUCGAGGCGCUCCCGUCCCCGCGCCUCAUGAACACGCACAUGCCGCUCCCGAUGGUGGUGCCGUCGGCCGUGCCCGGCUGCCGGGUCGUGUACGUAUGCAGGGAGCCCAAGGACAUGGCCGUCUCGGCGUGGCACUUCCUCCGCCGCCUGCAGCCGGACCUGGCGUUCAGCGUCGUCUUCGAGUCCGUCUGCGACGGCAGGAUGGCGUUCGGCCCCGUCUGGGACCACGUUCUCGGCUACUGGCGCGCGAGCACGGCGAUGCCGGACAAGGUGCUCUUUCUGCGGUACGAGGAGCUGCUCCGCGACCCGGCCGACAAGGUCCGAAAGCUGGCGCGGUUCCUGGGAAUGCCAUUCUCUGCAGCGGAGGAAGACGCCGGCACCGUCGACAGCAUCGUCCGGCUCUGCAGCUUCGAUCACCUCAAGGGCCUGGACGCCAACAAAAUUGGGCAUUUGGAUCCCCUCCUCCCCGUCCCGCGUGAUGCGCUCUUCAGGAAUGGGGCGUCCGGUGAUUGGGUGAACCACAUGACCGCGGAAAUGGCAAGCCGUCUGGACAGGAUCGUAGCUGACAAAAUGCGCGGGACAGGGCUCAAUUUUCGGUGA
Triticum turgidum subsp. durum (durum wheat) is the source of this 1038-nucleotide messenger RNA. NCBI's taxonomy places the organism in Eukaryota, Viridiplantae, Streptophyta, Magnoliopsida, Poales, Poaceae. The record is from the annotation of a GenBank genome assembly.